Molecule: messenger RNA, 618 nt
Organism: Closterium sp. NIES-65
Lineage: Eukaryota; Viridiplantae; Streptophyta; Zygnematophyceae; Desmidiales; Closteriaceae
Source: the annotation of a GenBank genome assembly
AUGGCUCUAGUAACGCGGAAAAGCCCCACGACGAUGGGCUCGCGAGCAGCAGUGGUGGACCGCACGUCGCUCAGGGAGGUCGAGACGCGAUUAACUCUGGAUAUCCACCCGUCGCGGUCCGGGAAUGUAGUAGCAGGAGUGAAGGAGCAGCUGAACAACUCACUUAUGCGGUACAGCGAGCAGCACGGCGGCAUCGUGCUGGCCUAUUCCAACGUGCUGCUGUUCGGCCGCACCGCAGCCAUUCUAACCGGACUCAACCCCUACCUGCACGUCAGCCUCUCCGCGCGCCUGCUGCUCUUUGCGCCGCGACCAGGAGCCUUUCUUGAGGGCGUGGUGAACAAUGUGGGGGCGGACUUCAUCGGUCUGCUCGUGCUGGGCAUAUUCAACGCCGCUGUGCCCGACCAGUUCAUGCGCUCCUGGAAACACGUGGAGGAGGCCGCUGCUGACGACGGGGACGACGACAGCCACCAGCAGCACUGGCAGCACAAAGAGGACCCCUCCCACCGCAUUUUUGUUGGCUCUCGCAUUCGAGUGCAAGUGGACAGUGCCACAGGGGACGGCACGCUGAUGUCCAUCAGAGGGUCGCUGGACAAUCCAGAUACGGGUUGUGUGGAGUGA